Molecule: messenger RNA, 3465 nt
Organism: Penaeus monodon (black tiger shrimp)
Lineage: Eukaryota; Metazoa; Arthropoda; Malacostraca; Decapoda; Penaeidae
Exons: 21
Coding region: 152-3049 (965 amino acids)
Source: RefSeq, a predicted model, not a curated record
ACUCCAAUCUGCUGAUAUUUCCAUUGCUUCAUCAUAAACGUACAAACACACGCACGUGUCUAGGUGAUAAAACCACGCAUGAGCUGAGAAAAGUUAAUCACAUUUGAGCGUACUGACGAGAAGAGAGGUCUUGAGGUCCACCGCCGGAAACAUGGCAGCCACGGUACAAGAAGAAAAGUUGCGGCAGAAGAUGAAGAGCUACUGGCAAGUGUACAGCCCUUCCCUCGAGUCCAUGAUGCUCUCCAACGACGCCAAGUACUUGGCUGAAAAUGAACAGAACGAAGUCAUGUCUUACCUGCCUCCUUAUCAGGGAAAACGAGUCCUUGAACUUGGAGCGGGUAUUGGGCGAUUCACGGCACGCCUGGCAACAGUGGCAGGUCACGUAACAGCUGUGGACUUCAUGCAAGAAUACAUCGAUAAAAAUAAGCACGAUAACAACCACAUGGGGAACAUCGUCUUCAUGUGCGCAGAUGUCACAAAAUUGGAUUUUCCUGCCGGCAGCUUUGAUUUAGUGUUCAGCAAUUGGCUGUUCAUGUAUCUCGGCGACAAGGAGACGCAAGAUGUGUUCGAACGCUGCAUGAAGUGGCUUUCUCCAGGUGGACACUUCUUCGUGAGAGAGUCAUGCUACCAUCAGUCAGGAAAUGUGAAGAGGAACGAGAACCCGACAUUGUACCGCACGCCCUUGGAGUACUGCCAUAUGUUGCAUUCUGUCACGGCCGGAGGCAAGGCUUUGUUCAAGAUCCUCCGCGGCAAAAGCAUCCUCACGUACAUCCAUUAUCACGGCAACCCAAACCAGCUGUGUUUCCUGGCGCGGCGCGUGGACGGCGAGGAGUCAGACCAGCUAGCUCAGUUCCUGCAGAGGGAAUACUCUGUGGUGAAUAUCCUGGGAAGAGAGAGGGCACAUGGGUACAUGUGGUGGUCGACAGGUGGAGAGACGACGAACAGGGAUUUCUGCGCCCGUCUGAGCCUGCGCCCCGGCAUGCGGGUGCUGGAUGUGGGCUGCGGCACCGGAGGGUCAGCCUUCUACAUGGCGCGCCACUACGGGGUUCACGUGCACGGCGUCGACCUCUCUACCAACAUGAUCCACAUUGCCAUCGAGCGCCAGGGGAAGCUGGAAGAACCUCUGAAGAAAAAGCUUCAGUUCGAAAUCAGCGACAUCCUCACCGUGGACUACGAACAGGAAUCGUAUGACAUCAUCUACAGCCGCGACAGCAUCUUCCAUAUCCCGGAGAAGCAAAAACUCUUUCAACACAUUUACCGCUGGCUGCGUCCCGGCGGCGUCCUCUUCCUUACCGAUUUCUGCAGUGGCCCCGCGAUUCCCUCCAAGGAAUUCCUUGCUUACGUUGAUGGAGCCAAACGGUACUCCCUCGCCGGGAAGGACUUCUACGUGAAGGAGCUGGAAUCCGCAGGAUUCACAAACGUGACCUCCGAGGAUCUCAAUGAGGACUUCAUGAAGACAAGCAAAGCGGAGCUGAAGGCCUUCACAAGCGCACGCGAAGCCUUCAUUAAUGACUUCUCUAAGGAGGACUUCGCUGAGAUCUCGUCCACCCUCGCCAAUAAGAUUCAGUGGACGCAAGAGGGACACCUUUCAUGGAGAGCAUUCAUGGCGAUUAAAAAGACCGAUCCCAGGUGCCUGAACCUGCCGCCCUGGUGCCAAGGCAGCCCUGAACCGGCGCUGAAGCCAUGGGAACUGGCGACGGGCGUGACAGUCCCACUAUUAGGAAAAUGUGACAGAUGUCCUGCGACAGGCUCCUUUAAACUGUCACUCGCCACUAAACCCGUACGCCGGUUGAGAGUCGGAUCAAACCCGUUUCUAAUCAAGCGCCUUGUAUCGGGGAUAUCGCUUCGGCCAGGAGGAUCUCCGGGCGGAGGCUUAGCGCGACCAGCCCUUGUGACGCUAAACCUGGGAGAACUCCAUGACGUCAUGGACUGGGCCUCACUCAGGGAAGCAGCCUUGUUCAACAACACGGAGAGUCCUAAAAAGAAGAAAAGUAUGCAGUUUACGAACUCUCAAGAUAUGCAUAUACUGCGCAGCCAUAACAUUGCUAAUAUAACUUUUGUUGCUAUGGCUGCACACCGAUGCCAGGUGCCAGAGGUACGACGAGCCCGCAUUGUAAUGGGUCUGAAGCGACGCGGCGGCCGGACUCUUCCGUCGCCCUCCGACCGGCCAGGUAGAGGUAGGUCGCUCGCCGUGACCAGACACGCGACUGGUCCUCGGCUUCUGCCCUCAAGAGCGAAAUCCCUAUACAGCAUGAACAACAGUGCCCCAGCCAGCCAGGACUUCCUGGACGCCAACCAGUACUCGCGCAAGUCCAUCCUCCGCUAUGAACGGAUCUUCGGGCACACGUGGGUGUCCACGGGUGGCGAGACCACCACCAAGGACUUCCUGUUAAGGAUGGGCCUACACCCCGGCAUGCGAGUGCUGGACGUGGGCUGCGGCACCGGAGGGUCGGCCUUCUACAUGGCGCGUCACUACGGAGUUCACGUGCACGGCGUCGACCUCUCUACCAACAUGAUCGACAUCGCCAUAGAUAGAUUAAACCGCGAAGAAAAAUAUAUGCAGUCCAUGAUUAAAUUCGAGGUUGGUGACAUCACUAAGGUUCAGUAUGAUAACGCCAGCUAUGACAUCAUUUACAGCCGUGACACAAUCCUCCACAUCCCGAACAAGGAAGAGCUCUACCGCACUCUCCUGGCGUGGCUGAAACCUGGCGGAAAACUCUUCGUCACCGACUACUGCAGGGGAGACCAGGAGCACUCACAGGAGUUCCUUAAUUACGUCAAACGCAGAGGAUAUGACCUGCGAACGGUGAAGGCGUACGGGAAAGUCCUGGAGGAAGCUGGCUUCAAGGACGUACAGACGGUGGAUAUGACGAAGACCUUCAUCUCCGUGCUGCAGAAUGAACUCAAGUACUUCGAACCAACACGUGAUGCCUUCGUACAGGCUUACAGCGAGGAUGACUACAAGGAAAUCGUGGAUGGAUGGAGACAGAAGUUGGUACGGUGUAAUGCAGGCGACCAGGCCUGGGGCAUGUUUCUGGCCACUCGGUAGAAGCGCCUCGGGCCUCGGAGACGACGGGCCUUUGACGGCAGCCUUUUUAGGGACACCUUUAUUCUAUUCUUCUUUAUUCCAUCAUCCUUUAUAAAUUAUCUUUAGUUGAAUAAGUAUUUUGACGAUUGUCGGUAAUACUGCAAUCGGUUGCCGUAAUUUAUGUAUUCAAAUAUUCAAUGUAUGUUCAUGGUGCUGAAAAUAAUGCCAAGAUGAAGACUGAGAAAUUAAUUUUCAUUCUGAUUCAAAUCUUAUCAGAACAAUGAUAAAAUAGAUGCAACGCUAUUUGCAAAUAUAAUUCUAAGAUUUGUCAAAUAUUUUGAUCUAAAUCUUGGCAAUUUUAUGGUUAGAAUUAACGUUAUAAAGUACUAGCAUUUAGGAAUUCUUUUGUACACAGUCAUAAACGUUAAGAACAAUCA